This is a messenger RNA of Drosophila yakuba, 2150 nucleotides long. Its product is annotated as tumor protein D52. Gene Ontology annotation, cellular component: cytoplasm. The transcript has 8 exons. The record is from RefSeq and is a predicted model, not a curated record. Bases 526 to 1665 code for a protein of 379 amino acids. Lineage: Eukaryota; Metazoa; Arthropoda; Insecta; Diptera; Drosophilidae.
GUAACUGCGGCUUUUAGUCAAGCUCCACUGUAGUCUUGCUGGUUGCUGCUGCUGCCGUCUGUUGUUGCCCCUUUUGUUUAGCGCUCUUUUUGUGGCAUUUCUCGUCUUUCGUGCUGACACGAAUCAUCAGCAAGCGGAGCCAAUCCACAUCUACCAAUUUCUAAGCCGAGAUCGAGUCAGUUGGCAUUCGGCUGUGGAAGAGCGUGGAAGCAGGCCCAGAACCGAAAGCGAAAACGAAACUGAAACCGAAACAGAAACAGCAACAGAAGCAGAAGCAGAAGAACCACAAACCCGCUGCGAUCGCAUGGGGAGGGGAAUUUAUGUGGAACGCGGAGGGGCAAGAACUGAAAGCUCAGCUGGAAAGCAGGGCCAAGAAAAUGUGCUCGCUGCUGACCGUGGUAACGUGAUACACGCUUAGGACUGGGCCAAGACGGCAUGCUCCUCCUGCGCCAGCCGCAGCUGCCACGUUCAAAAUAGAAAGUUGCUGCCAAAGAUGAAAGAGAGUACCGCUAUUGCCACAGAAUAAUGAGCGAAUCCGAACCUAAUAGCCUGGAGUUCAUUGAAGACUCCUAUCUGCCUGGCAUCGAUGAUCUCACCAGCACACCGUCGCUGGAUCUGGAAACUAGCGAAUCCGUCUUGGACUGGUACGAAGAUGGGCAGGAGGAGAGCGAAGCUGAGCUAUAUCUGCGUAAUCUGACGCUCGACCAGAUAUUCUACGAUGUGGAUUCGGACUACACGAAUAGCCUGGAACUGCAGGCCGUGGAGGCGGACUUCAUUGGUGCCAAGUUGGCCAAUCAAGCACCAUCCUCAUCGAUGGCCAAACGCUUCCGGUUGAAGUUCUUUGCCAAGCGAACCAUGCGCGACGUUAAGGUCACGUUCAUAGACUUCUCCAAGCCGUAUCUGGCGAAAAUAUCGAACAGUGAUAACUACAAGAGAUUCCUCAACAUUGCGCAUAGAAGUAGAGUUUCCUAUGACAAAGUCUUUGAGGAAGUUGCUUUCAAAGGAGAUAAUACAGCCAACCUGUCGGAGCCAGCAUCUCCAGCUAAUUCUGUGGCGUCCGCAGAAAUUGCCGCCGAGUUCGCUGCGCUUUCCGUCGAGGAAAAGGAGCAGCGUCGGGCCGAGUGGAGUCAGGAGCUCGCCCGCGUUGAGGAGGAGAUCAACACGCUGCGAACUGUCCUAGCGUCUAAGACGCGCCAUGCCUCCGAUCUCAAGCGCAAGCUGGGCAUCACCGUCUGGAAGGAGGUGACGGACGACAUGAACCAGGGCCUUAAGAACCUCAAGGAGAGCACUGUUUACCAAUCGGUGGAGCAGAGCGUGGGCACGUUUACUAAAACGGUGUACGAGGCACCACUAUACCAACGCACUGAGUCGGUGUUAAAGUCCACGGGCGAGAAGACCGCCUCGGUGUUUGGCAGCAUCACCAGUGGCAUUUCGUCGAAACUGUCGCAAAUGAAAAACUCUGAAUCGAUGCGUUCUAUCGAGGCUUCGGUGGGCUCUGCCUACGAGAACGUUAAAGUAAGCUAUGAACACAACAAUUUUAUGUGCCAAUCUCAUGCGACCAAGGUGACAUCCCGCUCGGGUUCGGUAUCCAGUUUCCCAGAUGCCCUGGACGAGAACAACACAUCCUCGGGUCUGAAUUCACCCACAGACUCAAUCACUAAAUAGAUUUCGGGGCAACUGCAAGGCCAAGCGCGUCGAUAAUGUGGAGCAACCUAUACUACACACAAACAGACCCACGCACCCACUCUAUUAACUUAUUUAACUAAAGCGAAUUGUCGUGUCUGCGCACUAACAAAAGGAUCAGAAUUUAUUUAACCAGAAAUCAUAUAUACACGUGUGUCGAUACGGUUUAUAUAACUUAAUAUAACUAAAAUCUGCGAGUCAUAUUUUUGUUUGCCAAGGGAACCACAUAUUAUACGCAUCUAUUUGUAUUUGCCUUGAAGACACCAUCGAAUUGCAUGAUUUGUUUAAAUUUAAAGCCACGCUGGAUCGAAGAUCAAAGGGCUUGCUACAUUCGUUUAUAUAACUAUCGAUCUAAGUGUACGUUUAAAGACUAAACCACAUUGGGUGUCCCAACCUGAUGUCAUUCCCAAAUGUUUCCAAUAUUUAGUAAAGAACUUUAGCAAAUCAAGCAUUGCGGUUAAAGUGAA